AUGGCUGAGCUCAUAUUCAGAUUGGAAAAUAAUCAAAGAUAUUUUGUCAAUUAUAAGUAUUGGGGUGGUGCUAAUUCUAGUGCCCCAAUACUUGUCUACUUGGGUGCAGAAACUGAAAUUUAUCCUUAUGUUGGAUUUAUGACAGAUAAUGCAAUUUCCCUUAAUGCUCUACUAGUGUACAUAGAGCAUCGGUACUACGGAAAAUCUGUGCCCUUUCAAUCAAGGGAAGCAUACAAAAACACAAGCACUUUGGGCUACUUCAACUCUGCACAAGCCCUUGCUGAUUAUGCGGCAGUGCUGAUACAUUUGAAGGAUAUAUUACAAGCUCAAAAGUCCCCGGUGAUUGUGAUUGGGGAAUCAUACGGUGGAAUGCUUGCUGCUUGGUUUCGGCUUAAAUAUCCCCACAUUACCAUCGGGGCCUUGGCCUCUUCAGCUCCACUACUCUACUUUGAUAAUAUGACACCACAAACUGCUUAUCACGAUACUGUUACAAGGGAUUUCAAGGAAACAAGUGAGUCUUGCUACAAAUAUAUACUAAAUUCUUGGUCUGAAAUUGACCAAGUAGCAUCUCAGCCAUCUGGUCUAUCUAUUCUGAGCCAGAGAUUCAACACUUGCUAUCCCCUGGAACAGUCUAAAGAGUUGAAACGGUACCUGGAGUACAUAUAUACCUUCUCGGCUCAAUUUGAUAUUUUCCCAGUUACGGACUUAUGUGAAGCCAUUGAUGGAGCAGCCUUUGGAAGUGACAUCCUUAGCAGGAUAUAUGGGGGUGUCGUUGCCUUCCAUGGAAACAGUACUUGCACAGUUAAUUCAGAUAAAUAUACUGUUACUGAUCAAGAUGCAUAUUUUGGUUGGAGAUGGCAGACAUGCAGUGAAAUGGUGAUGCCCAUUGGCAGUGACAAUUCUUCCAUGUUUGAACCUCAACCUUUCAACUUCACGAGCUUUGCUGCACAGUGCAAGAGAGAUUUUGGUGUCUUACCUCGCCGCCAUUGGAUUACUACCUACUAUGGAGGUCAGCAUAUAGAAUUGGUUCUUAAAAGGUUUUCGAGCAACAUCAUCUUCUCAAAUGGACUGAGAGAUCCUUGGAGUAGGGGCGGGGUUCUGAAUAAUAUAUCGGAUACUCUUGUCGCCCUUACCACAGCCAAUGGAACUCAUUGCAUGGAUCUUGAAUCUGCAAAUGAAAACGACCCGGAAUGGUUGGUUUAUCAGAGGAAGAAAGAGGUCGAUAUUAUCCAUGGAUGGAUUAGACAAUAUUAUGCUGAUCUCGAUGAUGCAUUGAAUGGACCAAAAUCUGAUAUAGCUGGGUUAUGGUAGAAAGAGAGAAUGACUUAGAUAAUUUUUUAUUAAUUGUAUGGUUGUGAUUUUAUGAAGAGGACUGUUCGUCCCCUGGGGGACAUCCGAUGAAGAGGACUGUGCUGCUUCAUAAAUCAUCACUCAUAACAAAUCAUGUAGGAAUAACUGUAUCUUGAACUAGGAAAUGCACUUUUUAAUGAAACCAAUGCUCUGCUUGAAAGAAAACUUGCUCUUUCAUGUUAAGAUUUUAUUAUCUUACCGUAUGUCCAAAUAAUUUUGUAAAGUUAGCUGUGACAUCAUAAUAGAAAACUUUGAACUUUUAAGCAACCAUAA
This is a messenger RNA of Trifolium pratense (red clover), 1623 nucleotides long. Its product is annotated as lysosomal Pro-X carboxypeptidase-like. NCBI's taxonomy places the organism in Eukaryota, Viridiplantae, Streptophyta, Magnoliopsida, Fabales, Fabaceae. The transcript has 10 exons. Gene Ontology annotation, biological process: proteolysis. The record is from RefSeq and is a predicted model, not a curated record. Bases 1 to 1311 code for a protein of 436 amino acids. Gene Ontology annotation, molecular function: dipeptidyl-peptidase activity; serine-type exopeptidase activity.